UACAAAUGAAAUCUAUUACUAGAGAGGACAAACUUAGCUAUUAUGAAGAUCAUCAUGAAAUCUUUGACUCAAAAGCUAUUGAUACAAGAGCAGUUCAUGUUGGACAACCUUCAGAUGCUAUUCAUGGGAGCAUAAAUGUCCCUAUCCACAUGACUUCAAUCUAUUCUCAAGAAGAUUGAGGUGUUCCGACCUUUGAUCAUAUGUAUGGAAGAGAUGGAAAUCCAACAAGAGAUGCUUUAGAAAAGUGCAUUGCCUCACUUGAAAAUGGUAAAUUUGGACUUGUAGCAAACUCCUGCAUGAGUGUCUCAAUGUUAGCCAUUCAUUUGCUGAAGCAUGGAGAUGGGAUGAUUUGCAUUGAUGAUAUAUGAGCUGCAACAGGAACAUAUUUGAAGAAAAUUGUGAAGCCAAAUUAUGGGAUUGAGAUAGAUUAUGUAAACUUCCGUGAUACUAAAAACAUUGAGGACUGCAUGAAAGAAAAUACUAAAAUGGUAUGGAUGGAGUCUCCUUCAAAUCCUUUGCUAGAGAUUUAUGACAUCAAAGCAGUAGCUGAGAUUUGUAAAGAGAACAACAUCAUAUUGGUGGUUGAUAAUACUCUGAUGAGUCCCUAUUUUCAAAAUCCUCUCCAAUUAGGAGCAACUAUUGUGAUCCAAUCUGUAACAAAGUAUCUUGGAGGCCACUCAGAUCUGGUGAUGGGUGCCUUGGUUACAAAUGACGAAGACUUAUAUCAAAGCAUGAGAGAAACAUGCUCUAUAAUGGGACAAACGGUGUCUCCUAUGGAUUGAUAUUUAGUAUUAAGAUCUCUCAAAACUUUCCCUCUUCGAAUGAAGAAAAUCAACAAGAAUGGGACAAAAGUGGCUGCAUUUUUAGAGGAGAAUACACAGGUCGAUAAGGUAUACUAUCCAAUGCUUAAAAGUCAUGAAGGCUAUGAGCUUCAUAAGAGUCAAGCAACAGGUGGUGCAGGUUUAGUCUGAUUUGAGUUAAAAGAUGCUGAUUGUGAAGAAGCCAAAAUCUUCUUAAAAUCCCUAAAAAUAUUUGAACUAUGAAAAUCUCUUGGGGGAGUCCAAAGCUGAGCUAGUUGUCCUUCCGUCAUGUCUCAUAAAAAGAUGCCUAAAGAAGAAAGGGAGAAAAUUGGAAUUAAAGAUGGCUUGAUCAGAUUAGCAAUCGGUGUUGAAGACAUAGACGAUAUUAUUGAAGAUCUGGAACAGGCACUCAAGAAGAUUCAAUAACUG
Molecule: messenger RNA, 1229 nt
Organism: Moneuplotes crassus
Lineage: Eukaryota; Ciliophora; Spirotrichea; Euplotida; Euplotidae
Source: the annotation of a GenBank genome assembly